AAAUAAAUAAAUAUUUAUAUAUGUAGGUAUGGUACGGUAUUGAGCAGCUUUGAGAUUUAUAAAAAAAUAAUGUGAAAUAAAUAGUAUACUGAGUAACCAUUUGACUAUGAAAUGUAUGAAUACAAUAUGACGAAAACCAAUGAGAAAAGUAUUCGUUAAAAUUAACUAUGUUGACGAUAUUGAAUAAUUUUUAAAUAAAGGUUUAAGAUAUUCACGUUAAAAUGUCGAAAGAAAGUUUAAUGUUUCAUCCUAUAAUUAGCUCAAUACAACGAAUAGCGCUUUAUGAAACAAAAGCUAGAUUCUAUUUGAUUGGAUCAAACAACACUGAAACGAGGUUUAGAGUUUUAAAAAUUGAUAGGACAGAUCCAAGAGAUUUGACAUUAGUAGAUGACAAAGUAGAGUAUAACAAACAAGAAAUUCAUCAACUUUUGAACAUGAUUGGUUUUGGAAACAGAACUGGAAGAUCAACAGGACUCAAUAAACUAGUGUCAGCAUUUGGGAUUGUAGGUUUCAUAAGAUUCUUAGAGGGCUAUUAUAUUAUACUAGUCACAAAACGUCGGAAGAUCGCAGCUAUUGGUUCACAUUCCAUUUACAAAAUAGAAGAUACAGCAACGAUAUACAUUCCGAAUGAAAACAAUAAGCCUCCUCAUCCUGAUGAACAUCGCUACCUCAAAAUGUUCUUAGCUAUUGACUUGUCCACCAACUUUUACUACAGCUAUAGUUAUGAUAUCACUCACACAUUGCAAAUGAACAUGGCACCUCCAAGACAACUAGCUCCGGCGUUAUUCCCUAAACCCAUCACAGCAGCAGUAUAUCAAUCAAACUUGAACACUGAUAAAGCAGGUGACAUGGGAUGUGAAUGUAGAAAAAAAGAAGACGAUGAAGACAUUUUUGAAACUUGGAAGAAACAAAUUCGACAAAGACAAGAAAAGACAGGAGGAAAAAGUCCAAAGCUAGAAUUCGGAGUGCGCAGUGUACCGGAGUGGAGGUUUGUUUGGAACAGUCACCUGCUAUCUCCAGUCCACUCACAUCUGCAUCCAGAUUGGAUAUUGUACAUUGUUCAUGGGUUCAUUGAACAAAGUAAUCUAAAUAUAUUCGGAAGAGCUGUAUAUCUCACUCUUAUAGCCAGAAGGAGUAACAGAUACGCUGGUACUAGAUUCCUUAAGAGAGGUGCUAAUAUGCAUGGAGAUGUCGCAAAUGAAGUGGAGACUGAGCAAAUUGUACAUGAUUCAAUGGUAUCAUCUUUUGCAGCUGGAAGAUUUAGCUCAUUUGUACAAAUGAGAGGUUCAAUACCAAGUUACUGGUCACAAGACAUCUCGAAGAUGGUACCCAAGCCAGCAAUAUCGAUUGACCUCGGAGAUCCGUUUGCAGAAAUACCAGGAAAACAUUUGAACAAUUUAAUGCGAAGAUAUGGGUCUCCAAUAAUGUUCCUAAAUUUAGUUAAGAAAAGGGAAAAGAAAAAACACGAAUCUUUAUUGACCGAUGUGAUUAGUAACGGCAUCAAAUAUUUGAAUCAGUUCUUACCCCCUGAGCAUGCAAUACAAUAUUAUCAUUUAGACAUGGCUAGAGUCAACAAGGGCUCCGAGGCAAAGGUUUUGGACAAAUUAUCGGCUAUAGCCCGUACAGUAGUGCGUAAAACUGGUAUAUUUUUGAGUUUAAAUGGCUACGGAGAAGAGAUCGGUGUUGAGGGGCAUCAGAGCGGUCGCUUACAAACCGGUCUUGUUCGAGUCAACUGCGUGGAUUGCCUCGACAGAACGAACACGGCUCAGUUUGCAAUCGGAAAAUGCGUACUAGCUUAUCAGCUAUAUGCUUUAGGUUUGAUCGGUACACCGGUUAUAGAAUUCGACUCGGACUGUGCGAGGCUACUUGAAGCUUUAUAUGAAGACCACGGAGACACACUAGCUCUGCAGUAUGGCGGCUCCCAACUUGUACAUAGAAUAAAAACGUACCGCAAGACAGCUCCGUGGUCCUCGCACGGCAACGACAUAAUGCAGACCCUUAGCCGGUAUUACUCGAACACGUUCUCGGAUGCCGAGAAACAGAACACCAUGAAUUUGUUCCUGGGCCUAUUCAUACCGGACCCGACGAAGCAUCCCAUCUGGGAGUUCCCGACCGAUCACUACCUGCAUCAUCCUGAAGCAUCGGUGUACAUACCGAGGACUAGAUCCUUAACGAAAUGGUGGGACGAUGACGUUGUUCGUCACCUUCCUCUGCCGUGCAAUGAAAUGAGGAAGCUUUGCUGCGAAAUAAUCGGCAUCCAGGGGGACGGCAAUAGCACGGUGGAAAUGGUUGAUGCCUACCACGACUAUAACAGACCUUUCGAGUAUACCGUUUUCAUGGAGAGCUUUGAGUUUAAGAUGAUACAUACUCUACGUGACUUGGCUCCAACAUUCACGGAGAGCUUCAGUCCGUUUGUAGUCCGGGGUCGCGCGAUCGGACAGAGCAAGGGACCUACUUCCAAGAACCCGGUCAUAAGCGGCAGAUCCAGUACCGUCUCGAACAACUCUAGCGACUCGAAUAGUGAUUCGUCAACUGACGACGACUUAACAAGCUCAACGCCCAGUUCUCGUCUUACGGUAACAUCUCCACUGGACGCAGUGGCUAAGUUAUUGGAGACCAAAGAACUGGAAGAGACCCCCAUGUUUCCGGCAGUGAAGAGAAUCAAUAGGAUACCACUUAAGGAGCCGUCUAAAAGGGAUAUGAUGAUUUACAGGCGUUAUGUUAACUUCGAGCGUCGCUCCAACCCUCGGUACAAGUCGGAGUUGCACGUCGUGAUGACGGUGAGCAGCGCCUUCACCAUCGACAGCACGAUCGACGUCAUACCGCCGACGGUCACCAGAGCGUCCCGAGAGAUAUACCAGAACUAUAUACAGCGGACCGCGGGCCGCGUCACAGCGUCGCCGUCGUCAAUGUCAUUGUACACGAAUUAUGUUAAUUUCAAUAUGUAGAAUGUUAUAGAUUCAAGGCUCUUCUAUAUCAAAGGCAUGUGACGAAUUACGUAUUUAAUUUUGAAUUUUUCAGCAAACAUAAACUAGUGUCCGUACCUGUUUAGACGAAAUGACACAAAGUAAAAUAUAUCUCGAGGGGUGAAAGCAACAUUUCGAUUUUUCGGGGGUUUGUUGUAAGCGACCUUUCGAUUAAUACGCGACAUUUAUCUUUGUAAUUAAAGAAGUCCGUGUUUUAAUUUAGUAUCUAUAUAUUAAUACGUGAAGCAAAAACUUUGUAUCCCUUUUUAAGAAAAUUGCGCGAACGGAGGAGUAUGAAAUUUUCCACACUUAUAGAGAAUAUAGAGAAGUGCACAAUGCUAAUAAUUUUUUUAAAUAAUGCAUAAAAAAACAUUAAAUCAAUAAAGAAAACAUUACACACACUACAUACCAUGUAUUUGACGCACACACGCAUGCAUACUAUUUAUUGUCAAACUUUUGUUCUUGACGUCUGUUGUCAAUUGAGAAUAGAAUAUGGUUUGUCUUUGUUAAUAUUUCUUAAAGUGUAGUCUUGGCGAAAUUCGUGAAUAUAGAAGUAUAAAAUACAAUCAAAAUAGUGUACAAACUUUCAAUUCCAAUGAAUUAUAGUCGAAUUUCGACUACUGCGGGACCUCUAGUUUAUGUAAUUUAGUAUUAUUAGUAUGAGCAAUUCGUUGUUUUUAAUUAAACUUAAAUUAAGUUUACCACGUUCAAAUUAUAGUUGAAGAAGUUUUUUUUUUAUGACGUUUUUUUCCAAAUUCUACACCUUAAAUGGUUCUCCUGUGAAAUUGCGUAAAUGUCGCUUAAACCAAAUCGCCUUUCACCCGUCGAUAUGUAGAUGUCAAAUGAUAUACGGAGUUUUUGCGAAAAUGUCGCAAUUGAUUAAAAACCAAAAUAGCUUUAAAAAAAUGUUAUACACAAAUAAAACUUUUACUAUCGGCAGAUAGAUACAA
Molecule: messenger RNA, 3916 nt
Organism: Bombyx mori (domestic silkworm)
Lineage: Eukaryota; Metazoa; Arthropoda; Insecta; Lepidoptera; Bombycidae
Gene: FIG4
Product: polyphosphoinositide phosphatase
Exons: 12
Coding region: 222-2948 (908 amino acids)
Biological process (GO): phosphatidylinositol dephosphorylation
Cellular component (GO): intracellular membrane-bounded organelle
Molecular function (GO): phosphatidylinositol-3,5-bisphosphate 5-phosphatase activity
Source: RefSeq, a predicted model, not a curated record